Molecule: messenger RNA, 655 nt
Organism: Eptesicus fuscus (big brown bat)
Lineage: Eukaryota; Metazoa; Chordata; Mammalia; Chiroptera; Vespertilionidae
Gene: RPL17
Product: ribosomal protein L17
Exons: 7
Coding region: 61-615 (184 amino acids)
Biological process (GO): cytoplasmic translation
Cellular component (GO): ribosome; cytosolic large ribosomal subunit
Molecular function (GO): structural constituent of ribosome
Source: RefSeq, a predicted model, not a curated record
UCUCCCAAGAGCCUCCGCUCUUCCUCUUCCCCCCAAAGCGGCCAUAGGUGACCUCUGAAGAUGGUUCGCUAUUCGCUAGACCCAGAAAACCCCACAAAAUCAUGCAAAUCGAGAGGCUCCAAUCUCCGCGUUCACUUCAAGAACACGCGUGAAACUGCCCAGGCCAUCAAGGGCAUGCACAUUCGGAAAGCCACCAAGUAUCUGAAGGACGUCACCUUAAAGAAGCAGUGCGUGCCUUUCCGUCGUUAUAAUGGUGGCGUUGGUAGGUGCGCCCAGGCAAAACAGUGGGGCUGGACACAGGGUCGCUGGCCCAAAAAGAGUGCUGAAUUCUUGCUGCACAUGCUGAAAAAUGCCGAGAGCAAUGCUGAGCUUAAGGGUUUAGAUGUAGACUCUCUGGUCAUCGAGCACAUUCAGGUGAACAAAGCACCCAAGAUGCGGCGUAGAACCUACAGAGCUCAUGGGCGGAUUAACCCCUACAUGAGCUCUCCCUGCCACAUUGAGAUGAUCCUCACUGAAAAGGAGCAGAUUGUUCCCAAACCAGAAGAGGAGGUGGCACAGAAGAAAAAGAUAUCUCAGAAGAAACUGAAGAAACAGAAACUUAUGGCCCGGGAGUAAAUUCAGCACAAAAUAAAUCUAAAUAAAAGUAAAAGCAGAA